This is a messenger RNA of Impatiens glandulifera, 1007 nucleotides long. Its product is annotated as pectinesterase inhibitor 9-like. The record is from RefSeq and is a predicted model, not a curated record. Gene Ontology annotation, biological process: negative regulation of catalytic activity. Bases 283 to 888 code for a protein of 201 amino acids. The transcript has a single exon. NCBI's taxonomy places the organism in Eukaryota, Viridiplantae, Streptophyta, Magnoliopsida, Ericales, Balsaminaceae. Gene Ontology annotation, molecular function: enzyme inhibitor activity.
CUAGUUUAACAUUUUGUACAAGUUGAGUGGGCUUAUUUGAUAUUACUUUUCCAUAUAAUAUCAGGUCAACUCCCCAAAUCCUAAACCAUUAUUGGAAGUUCAUUACCACUACUUUACUUUUAGCCUUUAUAAGUGCAAUUUCCACUCCCCCAAAUUGCUUAUUUACCAAACCCAUUUUACAAAAGUUAGGAAAUUAUACCCAAAAAAAAGUAUAUAAAUGGGACUAAUAGUUUAAGUGUACAUGUAUAUUUUCUUCUUCUAUCUCCAUAGCCAAUAUCAACAAUGGCCAAAAAUCCAUUAGUUUUCAUCUGUUUUUUUCUCCUUAGUCUUACCAGUACCAUAGUAGAGUCUAAGAGUACCUCAUCUAGCAGCUUUAUCAAAGCCUCAUGCAAAGUAACUCAAUAUCCCACCCUAUGCGAGCGCACCCUCUCUCCCUACACAGCCACAGUCAAACAAAAUCCCCGUGAAUUAGCCCAAACCGCCUUACGGGUGGGCCUUUCUCGGGCUCAAACAGCUAAACGAUUAGCAACAAAGCUAACCAAGUCAAAGGGAUUGAAGGGCAAUGAGUACAUUAAUAAUGUCCUUAAGGAUUGCUCAGGCCAGAUGAGCGACAGCAUGGACCGAAUCAAGCAAUCAAGACUUGAGCUCAAGCUGAUGGCUAGCAAGGUCUUGACCACUCAGGAGUAUUUGUGGAGCAUUAGUAAUGUGCAGACUUGGGUUAGCGCUGCUCUGACCGAUCAGACCAGUUGCUUGGAUGGGCUUUCAGAUUGGGUAGUACUGAACCGGGGGGCAGUACUCAAGGCUCAGAUUAUGAACCGGAUCGUGGAUGCGCAGCAAACGACUAGUAACGCUUUAGCCUUGAUUAAUCAACUAGCUGUUAAACCAUAGAUCGAUUUCUUCCAUUCCCAUUUACUAAUUAAUGGGUCUUAAUUAGUUUCCAAGUUGACAGCUUAGUGGCCUCUAUAAUAAUAAGUGUUUUAUUCACAUACAAAACAAAAACUUGGUUU